This is a messenger RNA of Lachancea dasiensis, 900 nucleotides long. The record is from the annotation of a GenBank genome assembly. Lineage: Eukaryota; Fungi; Ascomycota; Saccharomycetes; Saccharomycetales; Saccharomycetaceae.
AUGGCUAACAAAGACCAGCAAUUGUCCCAUGUGAAAGAGUUUUACUGCCAAUAUACCAAUCAGCUACACAAGAAGCAUAAGUCUUGGCACGAUGGAAAACUCAAGUAUUAUCAAUCAACCCAUAAAUUCCAGCUGUACACCAUUGACGAUGGGAUUCUACUAGGUAGUGGGCUUGUCACCAAUGCUCGACGGGUAGAGCGUAUACUAGACGGUUCCAGAUUCAAUAAAGAAGAGCACAAAAUAUUCAGCCAGUUCUUGGUGAUGAUAGACUGCUUACACUGCGAGUAUGACAAAGAUAUUGGCGGUCUCGCAAAUAACGGUCCAAGAGCUUUCAAUAUGAAAGAAUAUCCAGAGGGCGCGCGAGAUAACUCUCGUGACUCUAGGGCCAACACCAACCUGCCUAAACUAAAAGCAUACGACUCAGGUUCACAUCAUGAUAGGUUAGCUCUAAAAGUCAACCAACCUUUCCGACGACCUAAAAUUGAGAAAGAUAGAGCGGUGGGAAUGAAAGCAUUCAAAGAGUUCAAGCCGCUAGUGCUCAAAGAGGCUAGUAGGCUGCAGCCAGAAAGGCCCUCGUUGGCUUUGAAUAUGAAACGGCCUAAUCGGAAGGCGGCUGCUAGCGAUGGAACCAAAAAAGCUCUUCCGAGUUCACACGUCAAUGGGAAUAAUGUAUCGGUUAGGGAUGAGAGACCUAAGAUGACAACACCUGAAAUGCAUUUUGCGGUAACAGAGCCACCAGUGCAUAAGAUUAUAUGUCAGAAAUCGGCACCACUAGAAAUCUCGAGCAACAUCGGUGAAAAGCGACCGCCAGCGGAGGAUGGGGCACCGUUCAAGCGGGCGCCUUUUCGCAUCCAUCAGAAAACUAUAACCAUUCAUCAUGAACCCAUCCAGCUUGGCUAA